AUGGAUUUCAUCAAGACCAGUUCCCUGCGUGCUCUGAUUGAGUUAACUUUCCAACGCAACUGGAAUGGCUUCAUUUGGAUGAGUAGAAAAGGAGUUAUAGCCAAAAGAGUGAAGGCUGCUCCAGACGGCUAUAUCGAGAAUCAGCGCCGAACGCGCAGUCCGGCUGGCCGAGGAACGAAUGUUCCGCGCUCGGCCAAAACCGUCCGUCCGACUGAAGUCUCGGCCAAAGUCCAAACCACUCGGCCGAUCACGCAUCACGACCCGGGAAACAACCCGCGGUCGGCCACGCCACAACCGCGCACGACCAAAGCGCGCGAGCCGGGAAAACGCCUCGCGGCCGCGCAACUCCUCGCGUACCACGGCCGAUGCAUCCGUCCGAGCCGGGAAACGCCCGCGUCCGGCCGAGAAACCAUCGGCCAAAUUCCUAUCCGUCCGACCACGCCGGCCGACCGUCAUAACAUCCGGCCCGACCGUUCCGACUCGGCCAAGACCCGACUGUCCGGCCGACCGUCCCGACGACCGUCCGAACGCCGCGGUCGACCCGAAGCCGUUUUUGAAGCCCAAUCCGCACAAUUCAAGCCCAAAGCCGGCGCCGACCUAGCUAGAUUAGGUUUAGCCGCUUCUUAUACUUAG
Molecule: messenger RNA, 633 nt
Organism: Microthlaspi erraticum
Lineage: Eukaryota; Viridiplantae; Streptophyta; Magnoliopsida; Brassicales; Brassicaceae
Source: the annotation of a GenBank genome assembly